Anopheles marshallii is the source of this 1314-nucleotide messenger RNA. RefSeq names its product protein 60A-like. Gene Ontology annotation, cellular component: extracellular region. The record is from RefSeq and is a predicted model, not a curated record. Gene Ontology annotation, biological process: BMP signaling pathway; SMAD protein signal transduction. Lineage: Eukaryota; Metazoa; Arthropoda; Insecta; Diptera; Culicidae. Gene Ontology annotation, molecular function: growth factor activity; cytokine activity. The transcript is spliced from 2 exons. Bases 1 to 1314 code for a protein of 437 amino acids.
AUGAUUAAAUUCAAACUGUGCAGCGUGGUGGUUCCGUUGUACGUAUUAAUCGGAAUGGUGCAGUCGACCGGGUUCUACAUCGACAACGGUGUCGAUCAGACCGUCCGGGAGAAGAGCGUCGAGCUGCACGAACGUCAGGAAAUUGAACAUGAAAUUCUCGAACUGCUCGGACUUCCAGAUCGGCCUAAUAAAAAGCACGUGCAUCCUUCGUUAAGGAAGUCAGCGCCACAGUUCUUGUUGAACAUCUACCACAAGUUCACGGAGGAAUCGAACGGCGGACACCGAACGCGCCGAAAGCGGUACGCAGACGGUAGCAAUCUGUUCACGAUCGCCGACGAGCGGGCGAUCGGCGAGAGUGACGUGAUCAUGUCCUUCCUGAACAAAGCCAACCGCCAUCUGCCCAAGAUUCGGCAUCACCGCGAUGGACAUCGGCUCUGGUUCGACACGACAGAGAUCGGUGCCGGUGGGGACACCAAUCAGCUGCUGUACGCGAGCCUGCGCAUGUACAAGAACCGAAGCACCGACCGGCCCUGGGAUGCGAUCGUACGCGGUCGUCAGAUAGUGGUGCGGGCUUCACUGAUCGGUGGGUACGACGCGAUUAAAGAUGGCCACCGGUUGGAGUACAUUGGUGAGCAGUCGGUGCCUUACAACUACGAAGGAUGGGUUGAGCUUAAUGCCACCCAGGCCAUGCAACGGUGGGUUGUCGAUCGGGUCGGUAACAAGGGCAUAUUCGUGGAGGUGUACUAUGCGGAGAGUCCUCGCAAGGAGUUGCUACCGGACGAGGUGGGCCUAAUCCUAUCGAACCGUUUCGGACGCUAUCAGCCAUUUCUCGUGGGCUACUGUAAGGGACCGGAGCUGGUGCAACCCACGGCAUCCAUUUCCGGCGGUACCGGCACCGGUGGACGUUCGAAGCGUAGCAUUCGGCGCACCGCCGGUAAGCGUACCGAGCGGAUCCGCAAUCCCUUCCUCGAACGGUUCGCCGGUGCGACGGAGCGGGAAAAGAGCUGCCAAAUUCAAACGCUGUACGUGAGCUUCCGCGAUCUCAACUGGCAGGACUGGAUCAUCGCACCGGACGGGUUCGGGGCGUUCUUUUGCUUUGGCGAGUGUAACUUCCCGCUCAACACGCACAUGAACGCGACCAACCAUGCGCUCAUACAGACGCUCGUACAUCUGAUGCAUCCGACCCGUGUGCCGAAACCGUGCUGUGCGCCCACCAAGCUGAACCCGAUCUCGGUACUGUACCACAUCGACGAUGCGAACAUUAAUUUGAAAAAGUACAAAAAUAUGGUCGUCAAAAGUUGCGGAUGUUUGUAA